AUGUUUCCCGGGUCACCACUUAUAGGAAGCAGCAGGUCGGAAUUGUCCAGGUCCUCCAAAGUAGUGUCUUCCCCGACGAUCUCGCUCAAUUCCAGCGACGAGCCCUGGUGGAACAGCUUGUGGUACGAUAACGACCCGCCGAUCCCCGCCAACAGCACAUGCUGGCCCUUGGGCGUAGUGAUUCCAAACACAUUGCCAUCGUCGAUCACGUGCAGAAGCAAGCUCCUCGAGCAGCUUGUAAUUACGUUUUUGGAUAGCACCGUUUCCAGGAAGACGGGUCUGGCCCAUAAGGUAUUGGUCAACCUCACGUGCACACUGUCUUCCUUCCUGGAUACCCCAGACAACCAAAGACUGUCCUCUUCUACAGUCUCCAGCUGCAAACAGGUUUCCUUCACCAUCAACACGGUAUCCGUUAGGAUCGGUCGUGGCAACGUUUCCACGUGCAGUACGGCUCACUUGCAAGUUAUCGGCUUCUGGGCCAAUGAAUCCCAUGGAAAGAAGAACAACUUCUGCAGCAAAGAACUCUUCAGAUCCUGGAAUCUCGGCCAUCUGCCAAGCACCCGAGUCAGACCGUUUCCAUUCGACUCUCACGGUCUUGAUACCCUUGACGUUUCCGUCUUCAUCACCAACAAACUCCUUGGACAAAAUACAGUAUUCUCUUGGAUCCUUACCGUAGUGCUCCUUCACCUCAGUGUGACCGUAGUCGACUCUGAAGAUUCUUGGCCAUUGUGGCCAUGGGUUGUCCUUGCCUCUCUCUUCACCAGGUGUAGGCAACAGCUCGAAGUUGGUCACAGACUUGGCUCCAUGACGAGUGGCAGUUCCCAAACAGUCGUUACCGGUAUCACCUCCACCAAUAACAACAACGUUCUUGCCCUCGAUCUUGGCUCUGAUCUCCUCCAAGUUCUCCUCGAGCAAUGCUUGUGUAUUCGACUUGAGCAAAGUCAUAGCAAAGUCGAUGUUUUGGAACUCUCUUCCUGGAAUCUUCAAGUCUCUUGGAAUGGUCGAUCCAACACACAUCAAAACGGCGUCGUUUUCUCUUCUGAGUUCGUCGACAGUAACAUCCUCUCCAAUGGUGGUACCACAAACAAAGGUGAUACCUUCAGCCUCCAUCAGAUCGGUUCUUCUCUUGACAAUACCCUUGUCAAGCUUCAUGUUUGGAAUACCGUACAUCAGCAAUCCACCAGGACGGUCAGCUCUCUCGUAAACCGUGACAGAGUGCCCGGCCUUGUUCAGUUGAUCAGCAGCUGCCAAUCCGGAAGGUCCAGAUCCAAUAACAGCAACCUUCUUACCAGUUCUGACGGUAGGUGGCUCAGGCUUGAUCCAACCUUGCUGGAAUCCGUAGUCAAUGAUACCUGCCUCAAUCGACUUGAUACCAACUGGUGCAUUACCAGAAACAUUCACCACACAGGCACCCUCACAAGGAGCAGGACAGAUCUUAGAAGUGAACUCUGGGAAGUUGUUGGUCAUCAAAAGUCUCUGCAAAGCAUCGUACCAUCUGUCCUUAAACACAAGCUCGUUCCAUUUAGGAAUGACGUUCGAGAUUGGACAUCCGGUAUCACUUUGACAGAAUGGAACACCACAGUCAAUACAUCUGGCAGUUUGGUAGUGCAAGUCUUCCUUGGUCAAUCUGCUAGAAAGCUCUUUCCAAUCAUUGGUUCUGGUCUUGGCAGGUCUGUAUGGCUCGUGUCUUCUCUUGUACUUGACGAAUCCACCGAGCUUGUCCAGCUUGACAGCCUUAGACUCUUCAGCCUUGAUGUCAAUGAUGGUGUCCUCAAGAUCCAUGACCUUUGGCUCCUUUGCAGCGCUGGCAGCAGAGACACGCUUAGACUUUGGUCUAGAAAACUCACCGUUGGUGACAUCAGCCUCUGGAUCCUCCUUGAUGGUGGAGAAGUAGGAAGAAGCUUCCUUUUCCUUGAGUUCCUCUUGCUUCUUAGCCUCAGCUUCCAAAACCUUCUUGUAGUCAACAGGCAGCACCUUGACGAAUCUAGACAAGAAUCUGUUGAAGUUAUUCAGGAUUCUGUCAGCAAUCUCGGAUCCAGUGUAGUGUCUGUGAUCCUCGAGAAGACCUCUCAAGAAAGCAAUUUCAGAUGGGUCGGUAAUCGAUCCAAGCUCAACCAUCUCCUUGUUGACCUUCUCUUCAAAGUCCUGAGCCAUGUCCAAAACGUAAGCAAUACCACCAGACAUACCAGCAGCAAAAUUACGUCCAACAGAUCCAAGAACAACAACUCUUCCACCAGUCAUGUACUCACAUCCAUGGUCACCAGUUCCUUCAACAAUGGCGGUAGCACCAGAGUUUCUAACGGCGAAUCUCUCGGCUGCAAUACCUCUGAAGAAGGCGGUACCAGAUGUAGCACCAUACAAACAGGUGUUACCAAUAAUGAUGUUCUCCUCAGCCUUGAACUUGGAGUCCUUAGGUGGAUAGACAAUCAGUCUUCCACCAGACAAUCCCUUUCCGACGUAAUCGUUACAGUCACCUUCAAGCUCCAAGCUGAUACCAGAAGCAAGGAAGGCACCAAAGGAUUGACCUGCAGAUCCUCUAAUAUUCACAUGAAUAGUGUCAUGAGGCAAGCUCUGUGGACCAAAACGUUUGGAGCAUCUGUAAGAAAGAGUAGUACCGAUAGAUCUAUCGGUGUUGAUAGCCUCAGCCUCAAUGGUGACAGGCAGACCCUUAUCAAGAGUAACCUCGGCCUCAUCGAUAAGCUUGUUGUCCAAUCUGACAUGCAAUCUGUGAUCCUGUUUCUUGAUACAUCUGGUAGCAACACCUGGUCUGAUGGUGUGGGCAGGAGUAAGAAUUGGAGACAAGUCGAUGUUGGCAUUCUUGGUGGUUCUCAAAUCAUCUCUAACGUAAAGCUUUUCGGUUCUACCAACCAUCUCGUCGAUGGUUCUGAAACCAAGCUUGGCCAUGAUUCCUCUCAGCUCGUUAGAAACGUAGUAGAAGAAGUUGAUAACGUGCUCAGGAGUUCCCUUGAAUUGUUUUCUCAAAACAGGGUCUUGAGUAGCAAUACCGACUGGACAAGUGUUUGUGUGACAUUUUCUGUUGAAAACACAUCCCAUGGAGAUCAAUGGAGCGGUAGCGAAACCCCACUCUUCUGCACCAAGCAAACAUGCAAUAGCAAUGUCUCUUCCGGUCUUGAGUUGACCAUCGGUCUGAACAGUGACUCUUCCUCUCAAGUCGUUCAAAACAAGAGUUUGGUGAGUCUCAGCAAGACCAAGCUCCCAUGGCAAACCAGCAUACUUGAUACCGGUCCAUCUGGCAGCACCGGUACCACCAUCGUGUCCAGAAAUCAGAAUGUGGUCUGCCUUGGCCUUAGCGACACCAGAAGCAAUGAUACCAACACCAACUUCAGAAACAAGCUUGACGGAAACUCUAGCUCUUGGAUUAGCACACUUCAAGUCGUAAAUGAGCUGCUUCAAAUCCUCAAUAGAAUAAAUAUCGUGGUGAGGAGGUGGAGAAAUCAACCCGACACCUGCGGUGGAGUGCCUGGUCUUGGCAAUGUUGUUCGAAACCUUGUAACCUGGCAAUUCACCACCUUCACCUGGCUUGGCACCUUGGGCCAUCUUAAUCUGCAACUCAUCGGAGUCAGCAAGGUAAUAAGAAGUAACACCAAAUCUACCAGAGGCAACUUGCUUGAUCGAAGAUCUCAUGGAGUCACCGUUCUCAGAACGUCUUGA
Messenger RNA from Ogataea philodendri, 3672 nucleotides. RefSeq lists its product as uncharacterized. Lineage: Eukaryota; Fungi; Ascomycota; Pichiomycetes; Pichiales; Pichiaceae. Bases 1 to 3672 code for a protein of 1223 amino acids. The record is from RefSeq and is a predicted model, not a curated record. The transcript is spliced from 2 exons.